AUGAAGCCCACCUCCCUGAUCAUCAGUGCUCUGCUUCUCUCUGCCCUGUGUGCCCUGGUGUUUUCUCAGUCAUAUGAUGUGUUUGCAGACAGCCAUGGUCCAGAUGAAUGCUGCUUUGACUAUGUAACGAAAAUCAAAUAUGAAUCUGCAAUGAUCAGCUACAAGAAUACACAUCCAAGCUGUUCUCUAAAGGCUGUGAUAUUUACCAGAAGAGAUGGAGCAAAGCUGUGUGCUGAUCCAUCUAAAGAGUGGGUGCAGCGCAUCAUGAAAGGUCUUGAAAUGGGAAAAAAUUAG
This is a messenger RNA of Megalops cyprinoides (Indo-Pacific tarpon), 294 nucleotides long. Its product is annotated as C-C motif chemokine 3-like. NCBI's taxonomy places the organism in Eukaryota, Metazoa, Chordata, Actinopteri, Elopiformes, Megalopidae. The transcript has 3 exons. Gene Ontology annotation, molecular function: CCR chemokine receptor binding; chemokine activity. Gene Ontology annotation, cellular component: extracellular region. Gene Ontology annotation, biological process: positive regulation of GTPase activity; cellular response to type II interferon; lymphocyte chemotaxis. Bases 1 to 294 code for a protein of 97 amino acids. The record is from RefSeq and is a predicted model, not a curated record.